AUGCCUCACGACGCGGAACCACCCCCGAGCUACUCGCCCGACCCCGCGGACGACGAGACGCGAUCGGACGGGACGGGUGCGGUCGUCGAGCCGCAGAUCAUCAUCAUCCCUAUAGGCAACGACGUGAGCUUCCAGGCGGGCUACCUGGGCGCGGACGGCGAACACGCCGCGAUCGAGGGCGAGCUCCAGCUGAAAUGCGCGGACGACUUCGGCUGGGAGAGGAUUACGAUGUGUCUGCGCUCCGUGGAGACCGCAUACGAGACGGAGAUCGAGCUGGGGAACACGGAAGUCGUGCUCGCCUCGUCGAGCUCCGAGAACCGACGCGCGAGCUUCCCGUUCGCGAUCCCGCUCCCUCCGGACACCGCGCAGUGCUUACACUCGCUGCGCUCCUCGCUCUCACACACGUUGACCGCGAAGGUGUACGCCGCGGGCCGCAGCGCGCCCGUGCUCACCAAGUCAGUGCUGGUCCACACCCGCCGGUAUACAUCGCACUCGCAUGUGUGCACGAUCGCCCCGGAGACGCGGCAGCUCGCGGAGCCCACUGCGAUGCAGGUGCAGGUGCCGCGGACGACGUUCAAGGCGGGCGAGCCGAUCCCGGUGUACCUCACCGUGCCCGUUCCGAGGCGGGAGUUGGUGGUGGAACAGGGGCUGAGACUGCGGAAUGUCCGUGCGGAGUUGGUGCGCAUUGUGCGGGUGCGCACGAGCACCGAAGAUGAGUUCUCGUCUGGUUCAGCUGUGGCAACAGAAAGCAUCCUUGGCGAGCCGUCUUCGUCAACACGACCGUCGUCGGACGCGAAGACGAUGCCUCCCGUGCCCGGGGAGCAGAAGGUCAUCGCGCUAUCAGGUGCAGCAUGUCGGCUGCACCCCGCACGACCAGUCCAAAUCCGUCUCGUGUUGCAUCCACCAGUGGGCUCCCCGUUGGCGAUGCAGCCGCACGACUUGCCUUCAGAAGACUACUACGCGCCGGAUACCGUGGAGUGCGCUACCAUCACCCAGACGACGCUGCUACACUCGGUCUCCUUCCGCCUCCGCGUCCAUGUGGCGUUCAUGAACAUGUCCUCGCACACGGAGCGUGUCUCCACGCUGGAGAUCCCCAUCGUACUGCUCCCUCCCACGGCGGAGUUACCGCAGGUGGAACAAUCCGUGGACACUGCCUACCACAAGAAGCACGACCAGCCGCCAGUGCGGACGAACAGGCUGGAAGACAUUGACGUGCCGCGCUACGAAGAAGGCGAGGCGGGCCCAAGCUACCACAGUGCCCCACCGCCCUUCGAGGAGCGCGAGGCGCCGCCGCCGUUCUUCUCUGAGCCCGAAGCGUCAACCUCGUCACGGCUGCCCACGUUCCUCGAGUCCGAGCACGAGAUCUACAUCCCGUUGAGCGAGGACCCGACGAUGGCACCCCCGUCGAUGCAGCCGAACGGCGCCAUCGAGGGCGAGGGCGUCCUGUAUGGCUUCCCGCCGUCGGAGCAGUUUGAUGGCUACGCGGACAUGGAUCGCUCGUUCACACCACCGCCGACGGUCGAGAUGGCUUCGCGAGACACAGACGUCACAUCGCUGGCGAGCAUGAACCCGACCGCCGCCAUAGAAGCGAUGGGGCUGGCGUUGGGCCUCGACCAUUCUGACGAUUCGUUAGCAGGACCCCCGCCGCCUCCGCCACCUCCCAUGGACGAUCCCUCAGACCCACCGCCGUCGAUAGACUCGGACUUCAGAGAUCCCGAGGGCACGCACCAAUCGCCUAGACACCGAUGA
This is a messenger RNA of Rhodofomes roseus, 1749 nucleotides long. RefSeq lists its product as uncharacterized. The coding region runs from base 1 to 1749 and encodes 582 amino acids. Lineage: Eukaryota; Fungi; Basidiomycota; Agaricomycetes; Polyporales; Fomitopsidaceae. The transcript has 3 exons. The record is from RefSeq and is a predicted model, not a curated record.